Molecule: messenger RNA, 976 nt
Organism: Schistocerca serialis cubense
Lineage: Eukaryota; Metazoa; Arthropoda; Insecta; Orthoptera; Acrididae
Exons: 5
Coding region: 191-601 (136 amino acids)
Source: RefSeq, a predicted model, not a curated record
GUGUGCUGCUUUUAAUUGUAACAGUAAGAAUGGAAGCAAAGACGAAGACAGAAACAAUAUUACAUGUCACAGGUUUCCCCUUACAGAUGAUUUUAUAAAUCGGAAAUGGAUAGCUGCUACUCGGAGAGAGAACUUCCAACCGACAGCAGAUCAUUUGCUGUGCUCUCUUCAUUUUGAAGAGAAUUGUUACAUGGAAAAUUAUGUAAAUAGACGUCAACUGAAGGACGAUGCUAUACCGGCAGUAUUUGAAUUUGCAACUCAUUUGAAAAAGGUUACCAAGGCAAGGAAACCUCGAAAGCCAAAGCCAAGAAAUGUUGAGACAGCAGAAAACGUGUGUGUGGAUGUGCACGUUUCUGGUUACACUGGAGACCACAAUUAUUCAUUUCCAUCAAGUCCAAGUAUGCUGAUGCUGGCCAAGACGACAACGCCCUACCGCUGCAGCCGCCGGGUGAAAACGCCUCGCAACGUCAAAGGUGUCACCAACAAAUACAAAGGAACAAUCACAACUGGAGAAGCCACAAUCCCUAUCUGUAGAUUUAACUGCUGUCGACGAUCUCAACGAGACCACGCCAAGCACAUCACAAAUUCCAGCAGAAACUGAGACACCCAGGGCAGUACUAAAACGAAAACUGCCUGCAACUCCAUCGCAGCCUUCAUCAUCAAAAAUCAGCGAAAAAGUUCUGCUCGACUCCAAAAUCGUUUUUUUUUUCAUGUGCGACUGAGAAAUUACAAGCUAUUUCAAAUCGUGCUGCAGUAAUGAACCAGGAGGACUCCUACGACUAUUCCGAAAAGCAUGUUGCGUCAAUGCUACGCAGUAUUGGGCCUCCAGUUGCCAUGAGGCUUCAAGAGUCAAUUACGUCACAAAUAACAAAUGAAGAGCACAAGGAAAAAAUGAUGAUAGUCACUUUUUUGUAACUUUUCAGGACGACGAAUUUUCUGCUCUAGUCUCUUGUAUAUCAUAAACGUUCACCGUAUA